CGAAGCGCGGACGAAGCCUUUCCGUCGGUCAGACUUAAAGCCACCAGUUGGAGGCGAUGGCCCAGGACAAGGCCAGGGAUGAAGACGAGGAGACGAAGGUUGUGGUAAAGUACGUGAGCUUCGUGGGUGCCGCUCUGGCCUUCGGCGCGGCGAUCCUGGCGAUCUUCGCGGUGUCCAUGCCCUGGUGGACAGGAACGCAGUCCAGCAGCCUCUUGAAUGUGGGCCUCGAUGGCACGGAGACGACCUUGGGGGCAACCAUCACCUUGUGGGACUUCGAUCUCGAGCUGCAGCUGGCGCCCAAGGAAGGUCAACUCGACGGCGAGAUCUACAACUUGCGGACCACCUGGGACGACACCUGCGCGCAAGCGGAGCGUACCCUGCCCAAUGUGCCUUACUGCGCGGAGGUGUCCUUGGCCCGGGUCUGCGUGAUCCUGGAGGCCAUCUUCGACAGCUUCUUCGCGGCCUUCGUGAUCCUCGCGAGCCGCUUCACUCCGCUGCUGCUGCUGCUGGCCGUGGGCUGCGGAGUCAUCGCCGUGCUCUUCGCCUUUGGCGCCGCGGGGCUAGGCGUCAUGACCAGCACCACGGGCCUGGGCGGCGUGGGCUUCAUGCUCCUGGGCGCUUCCCUCGUGUGCUCCGGCCUCGGGGUCGCGGCAGUCUUCUACGCCGCGGCCAAGGCCAUGCCUCCUCCACCGGAUGCCAUAGAAGAAGUGCGGAGGACGAGAAUGAAGAAUUUGCAGGAGUCAACACAGAGGGAGAAGGAGAUGGCGGCGAUACUGGAAGAGAAUGUCCAGAGGCGAAGAAGAGAGUCCGAGUCUGGCGAGCCGGGAGGUGCACCUGGCACAGGGCCGAAGAGAGUCCCAGUCAUGCUUCAGAAGCUGAUCUUCUACACACAGGAGAACGAGGGCAACGAGGAGGCGGAGCUGCCCAUGGAGUUGCUGCAGGCGGCCUAUCAGGAGAUCGACGACGACGGCAGCGGCUCCGUCACGCUAGUGGAGCUCUGCGAAGCGCUGAAGCUGUGCGGACUCAACGCCUCGGAGGCGGCAGCCACCACGGUGAUGAAUGAGAUCGACAAGAACAUGAACGGGACCAUCGACAUCCACGAGUUCGUGAUGUUUUUCAGGACACUUGAGGAGAUGACGCGGUUCCAACGCAAGACGCAGCAGCGGGCGCAGUUCUUGUCCUACGUGCUGAACUUCUGCUUCUUGCUCCACAUCAUCCUGGUGGGUGUGCUGCUGAUGAUCUUCAUCAGAAUGGAUGAGGCGACGGGUGGCGACACCUAUCCCAUCCUCAGGAAUGUCCUCAUGGCGUUCUCCAUAGUCCUGGUGGUGCUCUUCUUGCUGGUGAUCGGCAUCCCCGCCGCGCGCAUGACCCUAGGUGUGCAAGUUGCGGCCUGGCAGCACCACUAUAACACGGCCAUAAGGCCCGAGGCGAAGUUCCGGAGGCGGCAGCAAGAGGCUCCAGCCGCUGCGGCGGGCGGAGGCGUACGCAGCGCCGCCUGGGCGGAGGGGGCCGGCCCAGCGCCGCCCGUGAACGCCGCCAAGUAUGGGGCGAGCUACCGGGUGUCGCGGAUGACGUACGACAAUUCCGGGGAGCAGGCUGCGCAGGCUUCGCAUUCGAUGACCCCGGGGCACAUGAGCGAGCGCGGGGAGUUGACGCCGGGGAGGAGCAGCGUCGCGCCGACAACCCAGCGCUCUGUGCAGGGGGUUGCCAGCGGCCGCUCCCAAGGUGCGAUCCUCAGCAAAACCGGGGAGUUUGUUCGCUACGACCCGGCCUCCUACAGGAACGCGGCUAUGAACUCCAUGGCGAGGAUGCCAAUGAGUUUUACACCCAUGCAGGUGCAGAACAUGGGGACCUCUGCCGACCAGCCGGGCGUUAUGGCCCUUACAGAUGAUGCUGGGCUCAGAUAGUGGAUCCGAGCGCAUAACAGUUGGAAGGCACAAGGACCUUCGCCGUUUCCCCGUCUGCGGCCAAUUUGUUUGACA
Effrenium voratum is the source of this 1982-nucleotide messenger RNA. The record is from the annotation of a GenBank genome assembly. NCBI's taxonomy places the organism in Eukaryota, Dinophyceae, Suessiales, Symbiodiniaceae.